Messenger RNA from Pestalotiopsis fici W106-1, 1125 nucleotides. Its product is annotated as aryl-alcohol dehydrogenase AAD14. Bases 1 to 1125 code for a protein of 374 amino acids. The transcript has a single exon. NCBI's taxonomy places the organism in Eukaryota, Fungi, Ascomycota, Sordariomycetes, Amphisphaeriales, Sporocadaceae. The record is from RefSeq and is a predicted model, not a curated record.
AUGGCUUUCAGACCCGUUGAAGAACCCAAGACAGACCUUGGCAAAUACCGGAUCCUCUCUAGCAAUGCUGGUGUACGUGUCUCUCCCCUGGCUCUGGGAGCAAUGUCCCUAGGCACAGAAUGGGCCAAUCUCCUAGGUGGAGUGACCAAGGAGGACUCGUUCAAGCUGUUGGACUACUUCGUGGAGUCGGGCGGCAACUUCAUCGACACGGCCAAUAACUACCAGAAUGAAGAGUCCGAGACGAUUCUUGGAGAAUGGGCAGCUGCUCGAGGCAACCGUGAUUUGCUUUUCAUCGCGACAAAGUUCACCAACGGCUUCCGUACUCACGACCUCGGUACUGGGAAGACUGUCAACUAUAGCGGCAACCACAAGAAGUCGCUAAUGUUAUCGGUCGCCGCUUCGCUAAAGAAACUGCAAACGACAUAUAUCGAUCUCCUCUAUGUCCACUGGUGGGAUUGGACUACCUCUGUCGAAGAGUUGAUGGACUCGCUGCACAUAUUGGUCGAACAAGGAAAGGUUCUGUAUCUUGGCAUCUCGGAUACACCUGCCUGGGUUGUGGCUGCCGCAAACACUUAUGCCAGAGCACACGGCAAGACACCGUUCUCCGUCUACCAGGGCCGAUGGAAUGUGAUCGACCGUGACUUUGAGAGGGAUAUCAUUCCCAUGGCGCGCCAUUUCGGCAUGGCAUUGUGCCCCUGGAAUGUGCUAGGAGGUGGAGAGAUCAAGACCAAGGCACAGCUCGAGGGGGACAGCGCUCGGUACGAGGAGCAAAGCGAGUAUGCUCAAAAGGUCAGCGAGGCUCUGGAAAAGGUGGCCGCCGAGCACGGAACCGACAGCAUCCAGCAGAUUGCCCUGGCGUACGUCAUGAGAAAGGCUCGCAAUGUAUUUCCCCUAGUCGGGUGUCGCAAGCAAUCGCAUCUGGAAGAUAACAUCAAGGCACUGAGCAUCCGCUUGACAGAUGACCAGAUGCAGUAUCUCGAGAGCGUCAAGCCCUUUGACCUUGGCUUCCCGCUCAACUUUAUUGGUGACGAUCCCAGAGAGGGUAAUAGACGUUCAGACCUGGUGCAGUCCCUCAUUGGGGCCAAGAUCGACCAUCCAAGCCCGCAGAAGCCAGUCGGUUACUAG